Messenger RNA from Telopea speciosissima, 1590 nucleotides. RefSeq names its product AAA-ATPase At3g28580-like. Bases 36 to 1568 code for a protein of 510 amino acids. The transcript has a single exon. Lineage: Eukaryota; Viridiplantae; Streptophyta; Magnoliopsida; Proteales; Proteaceae. Gene Ontology annotation, molecular function: ATP binding; ATP hydrolysis activity. The record is from RefSeq and is a predicted model, not a curated record.
GGAAGGAGAAGGAGAAGGAGAAGGAGAAGGAGAAGAUGAUGAUGCCAAUGAUGAUGGGAGGGAACUGGGCUGGAUUGGGGUCGAUGGUUGCCGGAAUCAUGUUCUUAUCGGCAAUUUUUCAGCAGUACUUCCCUCAAUACCUCCGGGAUCUGAUACAGGAAUACGCGUUCCAGUUGAUGAAAUUGGUGAACCCAUACAUGCAUAUCAGCUUCCACGAACAGAGUGGAGGGCGUUUCAGCCGUAACGAAGCUUACACAGCCAUUGAAGGAUACCUCAGUACCCAUUCCUCAAAACAGGCAAAACGCCUCAAGGCCGACAUCACCACCAACUCCUCCAAACUCGUGCUUAACCUAGACAACCAUGAGGAAAUCACCGACCAUUUCAACGGCGUCAAGCUCCGUUGGUCCAGCCAUAUCAACACCGUCACUAACCGCCACGAUUACUCCGAAGAGAAGCGCUCUUUCAAUCUCUCCUUCCAUAAGAACCACCGUGAACUCGUCAUCAACAAAUACCUGAAUCACGUGAUCGAGCAAGGCAAGGCUGUGGUGGUGAGCAACCGCCAGCGCAGGCUCUACACUAACAACACCGAUCAAGACUGGGACGGUCCCUGGACCUAUGUCGCUUUCCAACACAGAGCCACGUUCCGAAAUCUGGCCAUGGAUCCGAGGAAGAAGAAGCAGAUCGAAGACGACCUGAACACCUUCAGUAACAGCAAGGACUACUACGCCAAGAUCGGCAAGGCUUGGAAGAGGGGUUACUUGCUAUACGGCCCUCCAGGUACCGGCAAGACCACCAUGAUCGCCGCCAUGGCUAAUCUAUUGAAUUUCGAUAUCUACGAUCUUGAACUUACCGCCGUCAAGAACAACACGGAGCUUCGGAAGCUUCUGAUCGAAACCUCUGGUAAGUCCAUCAUCGUCAUCGAGGACAUCGAUUGUUCCCUUGAUCUAACUGGCAAGAGGAAGAAAAAGGGAAAAGACAAGAAAGAUGAAGACGACGACGGCGGUGACACCGAUCGGAGCGGCCAAAAGGGUAAGGAAGAGAGUAAUAAGACAAGCAGCAGUAGCAGCAAAGUCACUCUGUCUGGACUUCUCAACUUCAUAGACGGGCUCUGGUCUUCCUGCGGCGAAGAACGGAUCAUCGUUUUCACCACAAACCAUGUAACGAAACUGGAUCCAGCUCUGAUAAGGAGUGGUCGCAUGGACAUGCACAUUGAGAUGUCCUACUGUUGCUUCGAAUCUUUUAAGGUUCUGGCCAAGAAUUACUUGGACCUUGAUUCACACCCUUUGUUCGACACGAUUCGUGGAAUGCUGGAAGAAACCCAGAUGAGUCCUGCGGAUGUUGCAGAGAAUUUGAUGCCUAAGACCAUCAAGGGAGAUGCUAAUACUUCCCUGAAUAACCUAAUUCGAGCUCUUGAGGUAGCCCGAGAUAAAAAGGGGGAAUUAGCAGCCUCGGCCAAAAAGCUAAAAGAGGUAGAGGAGGACAAAUCUGUGUUUCGGUGGUACCGCCGGUCUUCUUCCAAAAAGAAAGGCAAAGCAGUCAACCAAUCACUACCCGGAAAUGAAAAAUAGUGGAGACUCGACGCCGAGGGCG